This is a messenger RNA of Erigeron canadensis, 1028 nucleotides long. RefSeq names its product epoxide hydrolase A-like. Bases 10 to 966 code for a protein of 318 amino acids. NCBI's taxonomy places the organism in Eukaryota, Viridiplantae, Streptophyta, Magnoliopsida, Asterales, Asteraceae. The transcript is spliced from 3 exons. Gene Ontology annotation, molecular function: hydrolase activity. The record is from RefSeq and is a predicted model, not a curated record.
AAAUUGUAAAUGGAAACACUCGAGCAUAGAACGGUGAGAUUGAACGGAAUAAACAUGCAUGUAGCGGAGAAGGGUGAUGGACCUGUAGUCCUUUUCCUACAUGGCUUUCCGGAGCUAUGGUACACUUGGCGCCACCAGAUACUAGCCAUAGCUGAUCAUGGUUACCAUGCAAUUGCGCCGGACCUACGUGGUUACGGUGACACCGACGCACCACCUUUGGCCACAAGCUAUACUUGCUUCCAUAUGGUUGGAGACCUUCUGGCUCUCAUAGACUCGAUGGGUAUAGAGGCGGUUUAUCUUGUGGCGACCGAUUGGGGAGCGAUGAUAGGGUGGUAUUUGUGUAUGUUUAGGCCUGAUAAAGUAAAGGCGUACGUGUGUAUGUCUGUUGCAUAUUGUCCAAGGUCACCUAAGAUGAAACCGGUUGAAGCUUUGCGAGCUUUCUUUGGUGAAGAUUACUAUAUUUGCAGAUUUCAGGAUCCUGGAGUGAUGGAAGAGGAGAUAAAAAGCUAUGGAACAAGGCAUGUUCUCAAAAGCAUUCUUACUGAAACCAGACCUGGGCCUCUUCGCUUACCUAAGUCUGAACCUUUCGGUUCUAAAUCGCCGAAUACUGGUCCUCAGUUACCACCUUGGUUAUCCGAGGAAGAUAUUGAUUACAAUGUUAAAAAGUUCGACCAAAAAGGGUUCACUGGACCAUUGAACUAUUAUCGGGCUUUAGACCUGAACUGGGAACUUACUGCAGCAUGGACGGGAACACAAAUAAAAGUACCAGUGAUAUAUGUAGUAGGAAAUAAGGAUUUGGUGUAUACUACACCGGGGGCCAAGACAUAUAUACAUGGAAAUGGGUUCAAGACGGAUGUUCCUCUGCUUCAACAGAUUGUUGUAUUAGAAGGUGUUGGUCACUUCCUUAACCAAGAGAAACCUGACAAAAUCAACGAUAUUAUUCUCGAUUUCAUUAGAAAGUUUUAACCAUCCAUCGGAAUGAUAUAUUUUCAGAUAUAAAUGGUGGUUAAGUUGUAUAUUAGUCGCAU